Messenger RNA from Panthera uncia (snow leopard), 771 nucleotides. RefSeq names its product proline-rich protein HaeIII subfamily 1-like. The record is from RefSeq and is a predicted model, not a curated record. Bases 1 to 771 code for a protein of 256 amino acids. Lineage: Eukaryota; Metazoa; Chordata; Mammalia; Carnivora; Felidae. The transcript has 2 exons.
AUGGCCUCGGCGGCGUUUGGCCCGGUGAUGGCCGCGCCGGGCCCCUCGCCCCGUCGCCCCGUCUCCCCCAGCCCCCUUUCCUCCCCACGGAGGGGGACUAGCACCUGCGCGCCCCGCUCGGGGGCUCCUCGUUCGCCCCGCGCCCCCCCGCGCCCCGAGACCCCCAUCCCGCGCAGCCGCGUCCAGCGGCGGGCUCGGAACCCGCCAGCUCCGCGGGGAAGCGGGCCGAGCGCAGUCCCGGCCGCCCGCGCGGGGACACAUCCCCGAACGUCCCCCGGCCGCAGCCCCCGGUCCCCCUCUCCGCUCCGCCACUGCCCGGUUCGACUCCCACGGUGGCCUCGAGGAGGCGGGAGCGGGGCCGGGCCGGAGUGCAGGGGGCCCCGUGCGCCCUGCCGGACGCGCGCGGGGCCCUGGCCGCAGGGGGGAGCGAGGCGCGCGUCCCCGCGCUCCGCCCGGGUCCGCGGCCCCCCGCCCACCCCGCGGUGGCCUCGCCCGCAGCUCGCGACCCCGCCUCGCGACCCCGCGCCUCGGAGCAGCCCUGCCCGCGACCCCCCCCCCCGGCAGCCCUCCCGGCCCGGCCCCGGGCCUGCGCCGCGCCUCGCCGAGGUCCCCGGGGUGCAGCGGUCCCCCGCAGUCCAGGGUGCCCCCGGUGCGGCGCGGCCUCGGGACACUCACCGCCCGCAGCCCGCGGGGCUGCGGCCUCACUCGGCUCCCGGCCCGGAUCCGCGAACUUGCAGUUUUCCUCGGAGCCCCCUGAGCGGCUGGGCGUAG